UCAGGACCAGGGGAAUUUACUGUAAAAAACCUAGGUAUAUGACACGUGUUUGGGUCAUGCAACUCAGAUAGUUCUGACACUGAAAAUACCAUGAACUCAGUGUUGCUGUUUUAAUUAUCGUCUGUCCAAUCACACAUUCAAGUGCAUAAACGUCGAAUGGAGUCUACAAUUGUUUUUUUUUUAUUUAGCAAUGGUUGGACGACUUGAUCAUAUGUUUUCCGGUUGAUGCAAGAAAUAAUAUUAUUUCGGAUAACAACACGUGUCAGUUUGGUUGUUAAAUAUCGCUUCAAGGAUGGGUACCGACCUUCAUUGAUGCUGAACUGUGCAUAAUAUAGCUGUCAUAUAGGAAACAGUACUGACACUGAACGCUCUAUGCUGAGAUAUACCUUUCACGUAGACUUUGACAAGGGACUUUUAUCUUAACUACAAAAUACACCAUGUCAGAUGCGGCUACAGAGAAUGGAGCUUCUACCAUUGUAGAUGAAAAAGUAAAGGAUGGUACUAUAACGGAUAUUGUUAUUACUGAAAGGGAAAAUGACGAUGCUAAACACCAGAACGGCGAUGCUAAGCAACAGAAUGACGAUGCUAAGCAACAAAAUGGCGACUCUAGGCAACAGAAUGGCGAUGCAAAACAGCAAAAUGGCGGUAACAAAAAACAAAACGAAGACACUUCCAGUUCCGGCGAAGAUAAACUGGAGGAGAAAAAAGAAGACGCACCGGCAGUUGGCGUUUUUGAAAUUUUCAAAUUUGCAGACAAGUGGGAUGUCAUUAUGAUGAUAGUUGGUGCCUUUGGCGCCGUAGCGCACGGCAUAGCAUUGCCUUGUCUUAUCAUCGUUUUUGGCGAGAUGACCGACUCAUUUGUGGACUCAGGAAAAUAUUCUGGGAUUUUGACUGACAUCGCACUGUUUCUCACUAAUGUGGGGAUCACUCGCGAUCAAGCACUGAAAGCGCCUUCCCUUCUGCUACCCUACUUAACUGACAUAAAGACAAACUACACCACAGUGGACACUACAGUGAUACAGAGACAAGUGGACAACGACUUCCUUGAAGACAUGGAAAAAUUUGCACUGUAUUACGUUGCCAUCGCUGUUGGUGUUUUGGUAUGCGCAUACUUUCAAGUCACAUUUUGGAUUCUUUCUUCUGAACGGCAAAUCCAUAGAAUACGAAAGGCGUUCUUUCGGAACAUAAUGCGACAGGAUAUAGGCUGGUUUGACACACACGAGACGGGAGAGCUGAACACAAGGCUCACCGACGAUAUAAACCAGAUUCACGAAGGCAUAGGUGAUAAAGUGAGUACAUUUCUCCAGUGGUUCUCGUCCGCCAUUGCAAGCUUCAUCAUAGGGUUCAUAUAUGGAUGGCAACUUACACUGGUCAUGUUGUCGGUGGCGCCACUUCUCGGCGUGGCGGCGGGCGCUAUGUCCAAGAUAAUGGCGUCCAUGUCGUCGAAGGAGCUAAGUGCAUAUGCCAAGGCGGGCGCAGUGGCUGAGGAGGUUCUCGGCUCAGUCAGGACCGUGGUGGCCUUUGGAGGUGAACGUAAGGAGUGUCAAAGGUACAACAAGCACUUAAAAGAGGCACGUGACAUUGGUGUGAAGAAGUCGUUAGGUAACGGCUUGUCCUUUGGUGUGACGUAUAUGUUGAUUUUCCUUACUGACUCCCUCGGGUUCUGGUAUGGUGCAAAGCUGACAAGGGAUCAGCCUGAUCUCUACAGCCCUGGGACUAUCCUCAUUGUAUUUUUCAGCAUCGUUAUUGGUGCCUUCGCUAUGGGCAAUGCCAUGCCCAACCUACAGGCUUUAUCCUCUGGUAGAGGAGCAGCUUAUAUGGUUUAUAAGCUUAUUUCACUGGUUCCUGUCAUUGACAGUAAUUCCGAAGAAGGAAAGAAGCCAGGGAGUGUCGAAGGUACUAUCAAAUUUCAGAAGGUAAAAUUUAGGUAUCCAGCACGUGAGGAUGUAGUUGUUCUUGAUGGCAUUGACCUUGCUAUCGAUAAAGGUCAGACGGUUGCCUUGGUUGGAUCAAGUGGAUGUGGAAAGAGUACUGUCGUACAGCUUCUUCAACGGUUCUACGACCCUCAAGAAGGACAGAUUCUGAUAGAUGACGUCGACAUAAAGGAACUGAAUGUAAAAUGGUUACGACAGCACAUCGGGAUCGUGAGCCAGGAACCGAUACUUUUCGCCACUACCAUUGCAGAAAAUAUCCGUUACGGCCGAGAGGGCGUCACCGAUCGCGAGAUCGAGAAUGCUACCAAGAUGGCUAAUGCUCACAACUUCAUCAUGGAUCUCCCGGAUAAAUACGAGACACUGGUUGGAGAGCGAGGAGCUCAGCUGAGUGGUGGUCAGAAGCAACGAGUGGCUAUCGCACGUGCCCUAGUCAGGGAUCCACGUAUACUCCUACUGGACGAAGCCACGUCGGCCCUCGACACUGAGAGUGAGGCUGUUGUACAAGAAGCUCUCGAUAAGGCUCGAGCAGGCAGGACCACCUUAGUUGUUGCACAUCGACUGACUACAAUUAAAACCGCGGAUACCAUAGCUGGUUUUAAAGAUGGCGUCAUAGCCGAGAGGGGAACCCAUGACCAAUUAAUGCAGAAGGGCGGUAUCUACAGUACACUUGUCAAACUGCAGACGAAGAGCUCAGGAGGUGACAAUAACCUGCUUGAGAAGGCGACAGAUACUGGGAAUAAAAUACAUCACACAGUUGGUGGGAUAGACGCAGACGCUGGCAAGGAUGAUGCUGAAAAAGAGGAGGAAAUUAAAAACAAAGGGUCGUUUGGAAGGAUUAUGCGCAUGAAUGCCCCUGAAUGGUAUUUCAUCAUCAUCGGCUGCAUUGGAAGCAUCAUGUUUGGUGCUGUUCAGCCAGCUUUUGCCGUCCUUUUCGCCGGGAUUCUGGAGGCAUUUGCGUCAACAGAUACUGAAUACCAGAAAAGAGAAAUUGCAAAAUACGUCGCCAUUUUAGUAGGGAUCGCAGUGGGAAGCUUUAUUGCUUUGACUCUCCAAGGAUACAUGUUUGGGAAAUCAGGUGAAAUCUUAACUAUGAGACUACGAAGUAUGAGUUUCAAAGCCAUGCUUAGACAGGAAAUAGCGUACUUUGACGACCAUAAGAACAAUACAGGAGCGCUAACCACGAGGCUGGCCACAGAAGCAUCUGAUGUCAGGGGAUCAUCGGGAGCAAGAAUGGGCAAGCUCUUAGAAAACAUAGCUAACAUGGGAACGGCCCUAAUCAUAUCAUUUAUAUAUGGGUGGCAGCUUACCCUAAUCAUCAUAGCGUUCAUACCCAUCAUAGCUGCCGCAGGAGCUCUUGAAUUUCAACUCCUCUCGGGAGUAGCUGGCAAGAACAAAGAGGCACUAGAGGGCGCUGGCAAGGUAGCAACAGAGGGCAUUGGGAACAUCCGAACGGUAGCAAGCUUAACAAAAGAGGAGACUUUUUUCAAUCUGUACGUUGCAGGUUUAAAUACACCGUACACUGCGGCGAAGAGGAAGGCUCAUUUGAUAGGAGUGGCGUUUUCGUUCUCACAAUCCGUAGUUUUCUUUUUGCACGCAGCGGCCUUCUACUAUGGUGCCUACCUCGUCAGGGAGGGCGAAAUGGAAUUUGAUGACGUAUUCAAAGUAUUUGCUGCUGUCGUGUUCGGUGCCAUGGCUAUGGGAAACGCAAGUGCAUUUGCACCUGAUGCUUCCAAAGCACAAGUGUCUGCAGGUCAUAUUUUCACAUUGCUGGACAGAAAACCAAUUAUAGAUACCGAAUCGGAUGAUGGGAUAAAACCAAAUGAUGAAAAAUUCGACAGCAAGGUUACAUUUGUAAACGUGGAGUUCCGGUACCCCACUCGACCCGACAUUCAGGUGCUUCAGGGACUGAACCUAACGGUGGAGCCAGGUCAGACACUAGCAUUGGUUGGGACCAGUGGGUGCGGCAAAAGUACGACAGUACAACUCAUUGAGAGGUUCUAUGACACUGAGGAUGGAUCGGUGAUGCUGGACAAACACAACGUGAAGGACAUGAAUAUCCAUUGGCUACGAUCCCAGAUCGGUAUUGUGUCCCAGGAGCCAGUGCUGUUUGACUGCAGCAUUGCUGAGAACAUUGCCUACGGCGACAACGAUCGUGUGGUGCCAAUUUCGGAGAUCAUCGAGGCUGCUCGCAAAGCCAACAUUCACCAGUUCAUCGAUGCUCUACCAGAUGGUUAUGAAACCAAUGUUGGAUCAAAGGGGACACAACUCAGUGGAGGACAGAAACAACGAGUUGCAAUUGCACGUGCGUUGAUCAGAAAUCCUAAGAUACUGCUGUUAGACGAGGCCACAUCUGCUUUAGAUACGGAAAGUGAAAAGGUUGUGCAGGAAGCUUUGGACAAGGCAAGAGAAGGCAGAACAUGUAUCGUCAUUGCUCAUCGUCUGUCCACUAUCCGUAACGCUGACAAAAUCUGCGUUAUUAGGACAGGGAAGGUCAUGGAGGAGGGUCGGCAUGGAGACCUGAUGGCCAAACAAGGCAUCUACUUCAAACUCAAUAAUGCACAAUCUGGACAAAGUUAACUAGUAGAUCUAAAGCUUGGUACUGCAUAUACACUAAAUGGGGCAUUGUGGUUUAAAACAGAAUUUAUUUCAUAUUCAUCCAUCCACCAUUUUGUCAACAGGAUAUAACCUGGUGGUGUAAAAUGGAGUUAAUUCCGAACUCAUCAAUACCCAUUCUGGCCCCACACUUAAUACAUGUAUACAAGUGUUCUACUAAACUCAAAUUAUGGGAUUCAGCCCUGAAUUGGAGUAAGAACUUGGGAAUAGCUUGAUGAAUAUCGGUCCCAGACUACAUUGUGUUUUCUGCAUUGGCGAUUGGUUGAACUAUUAUUGUAGCUUUUAUAUCUUAUACAUAUUCAUUAUGAAUCGCAUUCAAAAAUUCUACUUUUGUUAAAAAAAAAUGUUUCGAUGUUGUACGUCAAUAUUUGUAUAGAAUUUAAUGAACAUGACUUUCUAUUUCAUGACAAUCAAAAGAAAUUGUCUGUAUUUUCCGCAUUGGCGAUUGGUUAAACUAAUAUUAUUGUAACUUUAUAUCAUAUUCAUUAUGAAGCGCAUUUGAAGAUCGUUGCUGUAUAUCAAAAUUGUAUAGAAUUCAAUGAACAUUUCAUUUACUGGACAAUCGAAAGAAAUUGUUUGGGCGCAUCGAAAUUCUUUUACCUUGUGUAUACGAUACAUUUUGUUGAUUUUGAAGAAUAAUAAACAAUGAUGUUGAUUCCGUUGGCAAAAUGGGUCGUACAGUUCAAUAUAUUUCUAUUAUUGUAUCAAAGUUAAUACAUUAACAUUUUAAUGGAGUGAAAUUAGAUAAAAAAAAAAAAAGGAUUUCCAGUCUUUAAUCUAUAAUAUAUGAAUCCGCCAUAAUCAGCAAAAUACGUGUACAAUUGUACGAUACACAAGUUGCUUGUGUUACUACUCUCCACUACAACUCGACUGUUCAGGUUGUAAGACAUUCUCCUAGUUAUCCCGACCCCACGCAUAAUUGAGGUAGAUCUUAUUUGUGUACUCAUUAAUAGUGCCAUUAAUCAUUCGUUGCAAAAAAAAUACAUACACCUCUUUGACAAAAGUUAUUCAUCUUUCCACACAUAUUUUUCAUUCUAUGUUUUUCCUGGUUUUUGAUGUGGGUGUUUUUAAUACAUGUCUAUAGAUAAAACGUCCGCAUAGUGAUGAUAUAUAUUUGUUUAACUUUAAAGUCAUUUUUUUUUCCAAUUUUGUUAUUUUAGCCUUGAUUGAUAGACACAGUAUUUUUCUUUGGGCAAGGUAUAGAUAAGGUGAUCAAUAUUUGAGAGAUGAAAUAUCGAGAAAAAAAAGAUUUACCAAAGAUUCCCAUGGUAGGCUUUGUAACAUACAUGUAGUAACUAUAGAUUACACAAAUCGGUCGCUGGGAUAAAACUCAAGCCAGAAAAUAUUAUAUGAGAGGGCAGAAAUAUUCACCGAGAGGACAUGAAUUUCGACUAUUUUUGAAAAUUGCCCACAUAUUUCAUCCCAAGCCUUUGAGUCGCUUAUCAUAUUCCUCAUUUCCAGGGUAGAUUGCAUCAAGUGCAAUGUCAGACUUCGGGCAUGACCAUUUAACCCUUUUACCACUGUAGACCAUAAUGGACUCAUCUAGAUCAAUGCAUGGUAGAGUCUACUUAAGUUACAUAGGAGUGAAAGGGUCAAUAAUUCUUCUCCUCGGUUUGAACUUUUGUCACACCCUCAAAGCAGGCAAAGAUUAUAUUAUUGAAAGUUGGAGGCGCGUAUUAAACUUGACAAUCAUGGAUUUUUCUCCAUAGCUAGAGUAGGUAUGUUGUCUUCCCUUUUAUUUGGACGUUUGUUAGUCACAGUGAAAAUAUAUCUCCAUGUACUUAAUAUCAUACUUUACCCGUCAAAUACCGGUGUCAUAUGCAUGUCAUUAUUAUUUAUCGUUGCAUAAAUCAACGAUCAGAAAAAAGAUAUUCAAACGACUGUUACAAUAUAUUUGACUAUUUUACAUAAUAAAACAGCAGU
This is a messenger RNA of Mizuhopecten yessoensis (Yesso scallop), 6470 nucleotides long. Its product is annotated as multidrug resistance protein 1A-like. Bases 438 to 4511 code for a protein of 1357 amino acids. NCBI's taxonomy places the organism in Eukaryota, Metazoa, Mollusca, Bivalvia, Pectinida, Pectinidae. The record is from RefSeq and is a predicted model, not a curated record. Gene Ontology annotation, biological process: transmembrane transport. Gene Ontology annotation, molecular function: ABC-type transporter activity; ATP hydrolysis activity; ATP binding. The transcript has 26 exons. Gene Ontology annotation, cellular component: membrane.